Aspergillus mulundensis is the source of this 783-nucleotide messenger RNA. It is a transcript of the gene med7, whose product is annotated as mediator complex subunit MED7. Gene Ontology annotation, molecular function: transcription coregulator activity. The transcript is spliced from 2 exons. The record is from RefSeq and is a predicted model, not a curated record. Gene Ontology annotation, cellular component: core mediator complex; mediator complex. NCBI's taxonomy places the organism in Eukaryota, Fungi, Ascomycota, Eurotiomycetes, Eurotiales, Aspergillaceae. Bases 1 to 783 code for a protein of 260 amino acids. Gene Ontology annotation, biological process: regulation of transcription by RNA polymerase II.
AUGGCUGAACCCGGCCGACCUCUGAACACUGCCUUCGCUCCUCCUCCCCCUCUUUGGAAGUACUUCACGCCCGAAAACCUACAAAGACUCGAAGAUAUCAAAAAAGAAGCAUCAAAAGGGGAAGACGGAAGACCGAAAAAGAAGGAAUGGCCGCCGACAGAAUUGCGCUCUCUGACACUGCCCCCAGAGCUCCGUUUCCUCGUGCCUCCAGAGAUCCCCAAAGAGCAGUAUAGCGUCUUCGGAGAAGUCCAAACCCUUUCGACAGCUCUUCCCUCACUCGAAGAACAAGGAAUCACCCAGCUGUACCCCUCCUCACCCAAGCCCGGCGCAAAUGGGGAACCCGCGUCACAACCCACACAGCCGCUGAACCACGCCUACUACCUGUUAAAAAUAAGCAAAUCGUUGCUCUUGAACUUCCUAGAGUUUGUCGGAAUCCUCUCGGUGGCCCCCGAUCAAUUCGAGCCGAAAGUUGAAGACAUCCGCAAUCUAUUUAUCAACGCGCAUCAUCUGCUGAACUUAUACCGACCGCACCAAGCCCGCGAAUCCCUUAUUAUGAUGAUGGAAGAGCAGUUGGCCCGCUCAAGGGAAGAAAUACAGCAGAUGGACAAGCUGAAAGAAGAACUGAAUGGUGUUUUGGAUCAGCUGGCUGCCGAAGGCGCUGAUGUGGGAGCUACAAUCUUGUCCGAUAACGAAGACGACACGAAAGCUGUGAAGCCAGAUGAGCGAGUUCAGGAGGACUCCCGGCUACUAUGGGAUAUCCUGGAUGACAAACUCGACGGCUGA